Necator americanus (New World hookworm) is the source of this 4398-nucleotide messenger RNA. RefSeq lists its product as uncharacterized. The transcript is spliced from 36 exons. The record is from RefSeq and is a predicted model, not a curated record. Gene Ontology annotation, molecular function: malate dehydrogenase (decarboxylating) (NADP+) activity; NAD binding. Gene Ontology annotation, cellular component: mitochondrion. Gene Ontology annotation, biological process: pyruvate metabolic process; malate metabolic process. Lineage: Eukaryota; Metazoa; Nematoda; Chromadorea; Rhabditida; Ancylostomatidae. The coding region runs from base 1 to 4398 and encodes 1465 amino acids.
AUGACAGUAUAUGCUGAUGGUGGAGAGAUUCCUUUUCCCAAUAGAAGGAAUCACCCUCCCCACAUUCCAACUGGCACCCCUGGUUUUGAAGUCUUCACGUUUUACCCUACUUAUGAAGAAUUUAGGGAUUUCAAAGGAUAUAUUCAGAAGAUAGAGGCUGUGGGUGCACACCGCAGGUCUGGAAUAUGCAAGAUUGUGGCUCCAGAAGGAUGGACACCUCGGCCCUCGAAGAAAAAAUUCCAUUAUAGAGAUGAGGAAGUAGAACAUUUUCUUAUACAGAGCCCUGUGAAAGAGUACAUCCAACGCCACAGCUUCGCAUUACUCAAGACGAACCACGUGUACAAAAAAGCAAUGACUGCUGGCGAAUACCGUAAAUUGGCUAAUAGUACGAAGUACCGCAAUCCACAUCCAGAGCUCAGAGGCAAAGCUUUAGAGGAUCAUUACUUUCAAAACAUGCUUAACUCGCAACCCAUUUAUGGAGCUGACACUGAGGGGUCGUUUUACGAUGAAGAUGUGAAUGAGUUCAACAUGAAGCGCCUCAACACCAUAUUAGACGAAACGAAGGAAGCUACUGGGAAGGUGAUAAGAGGCGUCAAUUCGGUUUACCUUUAUUUCGGCAUGUACGGAGCUUCUUUUGCUUGGCAUGUCGAGGAUAUGGAACUUUAUUCCAUUAACUAUUUGCAUCAUGGAGCUCCGAAAUAUUGGUUCGCCGUGCCACCCGAGGCGGCGAAUCGUUUCGAGAGACUCAUGCGCCAGCAAUUUCCAACAUAUGAUCGACAAUGCAAGGCCUUUAUGAGACACAAGAGUUUUUCCGUUCUACCUGCUCUUUUGGAUAUGCACAAAAUUCCAUACGGCACUAUGACACAGAAUGCCAAUGAGUUCAUCAUAACAUUUCCUCACGGAUACCAUAUGGGGUUUAACCUUGGUUACAACAUUGCGGAAAGCACCAACUUUGCUACCGAUCGAUGGAUCGACUUCGGAAAGAACGCUGUCCUCUGCAAAUGCCGUUCGGAUAUGGUUGAAAUUGACAUGACGCCUUUCAUGCAGAAGUACCGUCAUGACGAUUUCAAGAUGUGGCACUCGUAUUGGUACGCUCCCAAAACCACUAAUGCUGAUGCAGUGCAGUGCAAAAAAAAGAAGAGAGGGGACGAACAUGGCAGCGACUACGCCGAUGUGCAUAUAAAGAAACGUCGUAGGGGCAAUGACGCUUAUAGCGGCAACGCUGUUACCGUAUCUGAUGAAUUCGUAUCACUACAUACACCAUUACCGCCUUCCCAGUUGUCGCCGACCAUCUUACGGGCUUCUUGGAAAAACAAUAUUUCUCUAUUGUGGGCCAAUGAAUCCGUGAAUUUCUUCGCGGAAAAGGCGUUCAAUCAGUCGGCUGCUCGUUCGUGGCCUCAUUGCGCUGUUUGUCAAUAUUUUCAGCCUUUGCACAUGUCUUCGUUCUGCAGGGAAAUUCCACAGAGAUCAUCCAGACUAGUUUCUGGGUUUUGUUUCGCCAAGGAUGAGCGUCGACUCCCCGCUGUUGAUUUACCUGAUGAUGUCCUCUUGACAUGCUCGAACUGCGGAGUUACUGUACAUCCUUCUUGCUAUGGCGGUCCUUCGAACUUGACAAUAUCUGAUGCAUGGAGAUGUCUGCGCUGCGGAGAUUGCGAUGACGUUGCUAUUCGUGGCAGAUCCUGUCAUUUAUGCGAGUUGAGAGGAGGUGCCCUCAUGCCGUGUCGUGCAGGUGCUGAUAUUUCUGCUUUCGUGCAUACAAUAUGCGCCAUCUUCAACCGACGCACAGUUUUUAAUGAUGCCAACAAUCCCACAUGUUGCUACACGCAUCCGCCUCCGAAACAAGCAUCUCCGAACGGAAUAUUCAAAUAUCUCCCACGUGACUACAUUCUUGCUAUGGGAGACACCUACGAAUCCUCUCGCUUUCAAUGCGACUUGUGUGGAAACAGCCGUGAAGGGCUAGUAAGGUGUUCAGCGUGUGAUGAAGAUGCUGAUCCCCUUUUGGCACAUGUGACUUGUGGUCGUCAAGCUGGGUUUUUGUUCGAGCGCCGCACUUUCCCCCAUAUAACUGCAAUGGUGUGCGACCGGCACCAAACAUCUGAGGAGCAAAUGACGGGGCUGGUUGCAGUUGGACCACUGAUGGAUGUGAAUUUGGGUGAUACUGUGAUUGCUUGGAUGGACGGCGGUGCUCGAGUCCAACAGGGCAGAGUGGAUCGCCUUGUGCUCCGAACACAGUUAACGAUUGACUUUGAAGACGGUUCCGUUUCGGAUAACACUCUCCCUGGUGACAUCGUUCAAUGUUGCUGUAUAAAUCGGAAAGGAUGCUCCGACGGACAACAUCAAAGUGGCAGCAGGGUAAAAGUACGCUGGAACGAUGGUGAACUUUACGAUGGCUACUACAGAUGCAUUUUAAAGGCAGUGGAAUACACUGUGGUAUUUCCCGAUGGUUCUUUUGCAAAGUUACCAAGGACUGAUAUCUAUGGGGCUGGUGACGCCGUACCUCAAGAGGUGCGGAGAAGGUUGCGAAAGCAGGAGCACGCGAUGUUCCGUUCGUUGCAACAACAGAGUUCACGCAGUCUGACAAUCACGCCCACAUUACGAAAUGGUCCCGAGGUAGAUCUUAGUGACCCCAAACAGUUGGCUCUACACAAACUUUACCGCCCGGAAAGAAUAACCCCGCUAAAAAGAGGGCUAGAACUGCUGAAAACGCCUAGUUUGAACAAGGGGAUGGCAUUUUCAUUAUAUGAGCGUCAAUAUCUUGGUAUCCAUGGCCUUCUUCCUCCUGCUUUUAUGACUGCCGAACAACAAGCAUACCGCGUGAUAACAAAACUUCGAGAACAACCUAAUGAUCUCGCAAAAUAUGUUCAAAUAGAUAGUCUUCAAGACCGCAAUGAGAAACUGUUUUAUCGAGUAUUGUGCGAUAACAUCAAAGAAUUGAUGCCGAUUGUAUAUACACCCACUGUCGGUCAGGCGUGUCAGAAAUUCGGCUUCAUCUAUCGAAAUCCCAAGGGACUUUACGUGACAAUUAACGACAAUUCAAUCAGUAAAAUAUACCAGAUCCUCGCUAAUUGGCCAUCCACGAAUGUUAAGGCCAUUGUGGUAACCGAUGGCGAGCGAAUUUUGGGUCUGGGUGACUUGGGAGCGUACGGUAUUGGUAUACCUGUCGGUAAGCUCGCCCUCUACGUUGCUUUGGCUGGUUUAUUCCCAGAAUGGUGUCUACCAGUUCUGAUUGAUGUUGGCACUGACAAUCAGAGCCUUCUUAACGAUCCUUUCUACACUGGAUUGCGCAGAAACCGAGUUCGUGGGCCAGAAUAUGAUGCUCUGAUUGACAACUUCAUGAAGGCCUGUACAAAACGGUUUGGCCGUGACACCUUAAUUCAGUUCGAAGAUUUUGGAAAUCAGAACGCAUAUCGCCUUUUAGACAGAUAUAAGAACGAAUAUUGCAUGUUCAAUGAUGAUAUACAAGGAACUGCCUCGGUCGUCGUAGCUGGUCUGCUGGCGACUACGAGAAUCACCAAGAAAAAGCUGUCACAGCAGAAACUCGUGUUUUUAGGAGCAGGGGGAGCUGCUACUGGAGUGGCUGAGAUGUGUGUACGGCAGAUGGUAGACGAAGGUCUAUCGGAGAAAGAUGCAUGCGCAAAUAUCUACAUGAUGGAUAUAGAUGGCCUCAUCACCAAAAGUCGCUCGGCUAAUUUGUCAGAUCGCCAUCUUCGAUUUGCAAAGGAUCUACCUGAUACAAAAAACCUUCUGGAGGUAGUCCGAACUGUUAAGCCUGGUGGUCUUAUUGGCGCGUCUACGGUUGCUGGAGCAUUCACCUCUGAAAUAAUUGAAGAGAUGGCUCAGAUCAACCCAAGGCCUAUUAUCUUUGCUCUUUCAAAUCCGACGAGCAAAGCCGAAUGCACAGCAGAAGCUGCCUAUCGCUUAACAAAUGGAACUGUCCUGUUUGCGUCAGGAUCUCCGUUUGAUAAUGUGGAACUCAAUGGAAAGUUGUACAAACCAGGACAAGGAAAUAAUGCAUACAUAUUCCCCGGAAUCGCUUUGGGAUGUGUACUAUUCAAGGCGAAGAUCAUUCCUGACAAACUAUUUCUGCUAGCUGCUAGACGAGUAGCAAACUCGGUCACAGAGAAAUCACUGAACACCUACUCUAGGCUCUAUCCUCGUCUCAAAAGUAUUCGUGAAUUGUCUAUUCAAAUUGCCAUUGAGGUCGGUGAAUAUCUCUAUUCUCAUAACCUCGCAACUUUGCAUCCGAAACCGGAAGACAUGGAACUGUUCAUUCGACAGCACGUUUACUCGGUUGAAUACCAGGAUUUGAUAAACAAGACUUACGACUGGCCCGCAAAAGAUUCAAAACACGGCUUUCCAGUGCCUGUGUUACGUAGGUCGUCGAUGGAUGAAGAGUAG